AUGACGAGCACUGGAAAUAAAGCGAAUAUCUGCGAUGAGUUGGACAAUCUUGUCGGCGGACAGGAUCUCGAAAGUCUCAACAAAGUCCUUAAAAGGAUCGAUGAUGUUGAUUUGGAUUCAAAUCCGGCUAAAAUCCGAAGCGGAAUUUUGCGAAGAAAAGGCGAAUGGCUUUAUGCGUUGAGCAACUAUGAAGCCGACAAGAAAAAGCGGGUGGAAAUCCUCGAGCGGGCGUAUGAAGCGGCGAAGCAAGCGCAUGACAUUGAUGACACCGAUUUUGAGAUCUGCAAAGUGCUCUGCUCGACGUCGGGAAGGCUCGCCGAAGAAAGUCAACUCAAAAAAAAAUUGCAUUAUGGGUUUCUGUUCAAAAACUAUCUCGACAAGGCGAUCGCGAUCGAUGGAAAUGAUUUCGAGGCGUUGCAUAUGCGCGGCAGAUUCUGCUACACGGUUGCAAAUUUGUCGAUGGUUGAACUACUUGCGGCGAGAAUGAUCGGAAGUGUUCCAGAUGUCUCAUUCCAGGAUGCACUCACCGAUCUGCUGAAGGCUGAUUCGAUCAUCUCCGAUGUUGCUGAAAAUCAGCUAUUCAUUGGAAAAACCUAUUUGGCAUUGAAUGAUAUUCCGAAUGCGAAGAAGUGGCUUCAAAUGGCUGCUGAGAAUACGACAGACAUGGCUGUCGAGCAAGAGCACGUUGAAGAAGCUCAAGAGCUUCUCAAAGAUCGUCGCUUCAAAUGA
Caenorhabditis bovis is the source of this 729-nucleotide messenger RNA. The record is from the annotation of a GenBank genome assembly. Lineage: Eukaryota; Metazoa; Nematoda; Chromadorea; Rhabditida; Rhabditidae.